Messenger RNA from Camellia sinensis, 3228 nucleotides. RefSeq names its product putative alpha,alpha-trehalose-phosphate synthase [UDP-forming] 9. Gene Ontology annotation, molecular function: trehalose-phosphatase activity. Lineage: Eukaryota; Viridiplantae; Streptophyta; Magnoliopsida; Ericales; Theaceae. Gene Ontology annotation, cellular component: cytosol. Gene Ontology annotation, biological process: trehalose biosynthetic process. The record is from RefSeq and is a predicted model, not a curated record.
UCUGUCUCUCUCUCUACUAUAAACAUCUUCUGAUCUCUCUAUCUGUUCUUCGCUUCCGUUGAACAUCGAAACAAAACACGCCUUUUGCUUUUCCGAGUACUUUCACCGCCGUUCGCCGCCGCGAACCUGUUCGUUUCCGAUCAAGACAGUCUUUUCCGGCAGCCGGAGCUCUCGCCGGGUUUUGCAGUGCUCAGUGAAAUACUGAUGUGCAGUUCUUGUUUUGUAAAUUUUUGAAUAUUUGUAUUGGGAUAACGGGACCAGAUUUUUUUUGAAAGAUUGUUUGACCAGCACUUGAAUGCUUGCAACUUCUUCUACCAGUCAUGGCUUCGAGAUCAUGUGCAAACUUAUUAGAUUUGGCCUCUGGGGACCUACUGGCUGUCCCUCGUACUCCUAGAGGUCUUCCAAGGGUGAUGACUGUACCUGGAAUUAUCGACUUGGAUGGGGAUUCUGAUGAGGUUUCUCCAGUUUGUCGUGAGAGGAAAAUUAUAGUAGCAAAUAUGUUGCCUUUGCAUGCUCAAAGGGAUGCGGAAAAUGCCAAAUGGUGCUUCAACUGGGAUAAGGAUGCACUUUUAUUACACUUGAAGGAUGGAUUUUCACCUGAGACUGAGGUUAUAUAUGUGGGUUCUCUCAAGGUUGAAAUAGAUGCCAGUGAACAAGAAGAAGUUGCCCAGAUACUUCUUGAUAAUUUUAAUUGUGUGCCUACCUUUCUACCUCAUGAGCUUCACAAAAAAUUCUAUCAUGGUUUCUGCAAACAGCAAUUAUGGCCUCUUUUCCAUUACAUGCUACCUAUGUGCCCUGACCAUGGUGACCGCUUUGACCGCCAACUUUGGCAAGCCUAUGUGUCUGCAAAUAAAAUAUUUUCAGAUAAAGUUAUGGAAGUAAUUAAUCCCGAUGAUGAUUAUAUUUGGGUUCAUGAUUAUCAUCUCAUGGUUCUCCCUACAUUCUUGAGGAAGCGCUUCAAUCGAGUCAAGCUUGGAUUCUUUCUCCACAGUCCAUUCCCUUCAUCUGAAAUAUAUCGAACUCUGCCUGUUAGAGACGAAAUUCUGAAAGGUUUGCUGAACUGUGAUCUGAUCGGUUUUCAAACAUUUGAUUAUGCUCGUCACUUCCUGUCAUGCUGCAGUAGAAUGCUAGGUCUGGACUACGAAUCUAAGCGAGGGCACAUUGGGCUUGAUUACUUUGGUCGAACAGUAUACAUUAAAAUUCUGCCUGUAGGUAUUCAUAUGGGUCGACUUGAAUAUGUAUUAAACCUUCCUUCAACGUCUAUCAGAGUCAGAGAGAUUCAGGAACAGUUUAGGGGGAAAAAGGUGAUUGUUGGCAUUGAUGACAUGGAUAUAUUUAAAGGCAUCAGUCUGAAACUACUAGCCUUUGAACAGCUCUUGCAGCAGCAUCACGAGUCUCAGGGCCAAUUAGUCUUGGUUCAAAUAAUGAACCCUGCGAGGAGCUCAGGAAGAGAUGUGCAGGAAGCGAAGAGAGAGACAUAUUUGACUGCCCAAAGGAUCAACGAGGUUUAUGGCUCUUCUGAUUAUGAGCCAGUAAUUCUGAUUGAUCGUCCUGUUGCUCGAUAUGAAAAGACUGCCUAUUAUGCUGUAGCAGAAUGUUGUAUUGUGAAUGCAGUGAGGGAUGGCAUGAACUUAGUUCCUUACAAGUAUAUAGUUUGCCGGCAGGGCUCUCCAGAAAUGGAUAAAGCGAUGGGUAUCAAGGUAGAUUCUCCUCGUACAAGCAUGCUUGUUGUGUCCGAGUUUGUAGGUUGUUCACCUUCUUUAAGUGGUGCAAUUAGGGUCAACCCAUGGGAUAUUGAGUCUGUGGCCGAGGCUAUGAAUUUGGCAAUCACAAUACCCGAUUCUGAGAAGCACUUGCGGCAUGAGAAACAUUAUCGAUAUAUUAGUUCUCAUGAUGUGGCUUAUUGGGUUCGCAGCUUUAUGCAGGAUUUGGAAAGAGCAUGCAAAGAUCACUACAGUAAGCGUUGCUGGGGAAUUGGUUUAGGGCUGGGCUUUAGAGUUGUUUCACUUUCACCAAGUUUUAGGAAGUUGUCUAUUGACCACAUUGUCUCGGCAUAUAAAAGGACAAAUAGAAGGGCGAUAUUUCUGGACUAUGAUGGUACUAUCGUUCCCCAGAGCUCUAUUAUUAAAAGCCUCAGCCCUGAAGUUAUUACUGUUCUGAAUACUGUUUGCAACGAUCCUAAGAACACUGUCUUUAUUGUUAGUGGGAGGGGAAGAAGUUCCCUGAGCGAGUGGCUUGCCCCGUGUGAGAGAGUGGGAAUAGCUGCUGAACAUGGGUACUUCAUAAGGUGGAGUAAAAACAGUGACUGGGAAUCAGGUCCCUCAACUACAGACCUUGAGUGGAAGGAAAUUGUGGAACCUGUGAUGAAGUCCUACACAGAGGCAACCGAUGGCUCUAACAUAGAAGUUAAAGAGAGCGCUUUGGUGUGGCACCAUCAAGAUGCCGACCCUGACUUUGGAUCCUGCCAAGCCAAGGAAUUGUUGGAUCAUUUGGAAAAUGUACUUGCAAAUGAACCAGCAGUUGUCAAUAGGGGCCACCAUAUCGUUGAAGUCAAGCCACAAGGAGUAAGCAAAGGAUUGGUCGCAGACAAGGUUCUCUCAACAAUGGUUAAUAGUGGGAAGGCACCGGAUUUUGUGAUGUGCAUCGGGGAUGAUAGGUCAGAUGAAGAAAUGUUCGAGAGCAUACUAAGUACGGUCUCUUGUCCGUCCUUCCCAGUGGCUCCCGAGAUAUUUGCUUGCACUGUUGGGCAAAAGCCAAGCAAGGCCAAGUAUUUUCUUGACGAUCCAGCUGAUGUGGUGAGGUUGCUUCGAGGACUUGCUAACGCUUCAAGUCCAAAACCUACACAUAUUGCCCAAUUCCAAGUUUCAUUCGACAAUGCCUUUUGAGAUUAAUGGAGGAGUGAUGACAGAUGAGUUCGUUCUUGUCUGGAUCAGAAGAACGUUAGAACGGUGGGUUUUUUUUGGAUCAGUAGGGACACCGGGAUUUCCAGUGUAGGAGGCUUCUAUGGGCAAUUCUCCUUAAGGCGGCAUUCAUUUGUAUAGGGGUAACAAAUGAUUUUCUUUUCUCAUAUAUACAUCAAUGUUAGUGGAAACUUGUUUCGGUCCGUUUGAAAUGCUAAUCAUAUCAAAAUUAUGUUAAGAUAUAUGGUGUUUUUGUGCUUCAAAUCGGAUGAUAACUGUUACUGGAAUGAUCUUGUAUAUAGUUUUUAUUCAUCUUUUUUCUGCUUGA